Aspergillus viridinutans is the source of this 1803-nucleotide messenger RNA. RefSeq names its product putative ATP dependent RNA helicase. The transcript is spliced from 3 exons. The coding region runs from base 1 to 1803 and encodes 600 amino acids. Gene Ontology annotation, cellular component: catalytic step 2 spliceosome; intracellular anatomical structure. Gene Ontology annotation, molecular function: RNA binding. The record is from RefSeq and is a predicted model, not a curated record. NCBI's taxonomy places the organism in Eukaryota, Fungi, Ascomycota, Eurotiomycetes, Eurotiales, Aspergillaceae.
AUGGCCCAGUACCCGCGUCGGGUGGCUGCCACCACUGUCGCAGCUCGAGUGGCCGAGGAGAUGCGCUGCAAAUUAGGCGAAGAAGUGGGAUAUUCGAUCCGUUUUGAAGACGUGACUUCAGCUUCAACAAGAAUCAAGUUCCUAACUGAUGGAAUGUUGCUACGAGAGGUCCUCGUAGAUCCUCUGCUUUCUCGGUAUUCGGUAAUUAUGGUCGAUGAGGCACAUGAGCGAUCAUUGAGUACCGAUAUUCUUCUUGGAAUACUCAAAAAGAUCAUGAAGAGACGCCCCGAGCUCCGGAUCGUGGUCAGUAGUGCGACUUUGCAAGCUGAAGACUUUCUGAAAUUCUUCGCCGGUGAUGAAUUUCAGGGCGAAGGAGAAGCCGGCGAAAUGGGAGGAAGCAUCGGAAGAAUUAUUAGUCUUGAGGGACGAAUGUAUCCUGUCGACAUUCUGUACCUCGAAAACCCAGCAGAAGAUUAUGUGGAAAGAACCGUCAAAACUGUAUUUGACAUACAUUUGCAAGAAGGAGACGGUGAUAUUUUGGUUUUCCUGACUGGCCGAGAGGAGAUCGAGACCACGAUCCAAUUGAUAACGGAACGCGCUGCUACCCUGCAUCCUAAAGCACCAGCUCUUCUACCGCUUCCUCUUUAUUCUGGUCUCACAACGGAUCAGCAGAUGUACGUCUUCGAGCCAGCCCCUGAAAACACACGCAAGGUCAUCGUGUCGACCAACAUCGCAGAAGCUUCAGUCACUAUCAACGGUAUAGUAUACGUCGUCGAUUGCGGAUUUGCCAAGCUCAGAGCCUAUAAUCCAAGCACAGGCAUAGAGACAUUGACGGCUGUCCCGAUAUCAAAAGCAGCCGCUGUUCAGCGAGCAGGUCGCGCUGGUAGAACGAAGCCAGGCAAGUGCUUCCGUCUCUAUACUCAGCAGGCCUAUGAAAGAUUACCCGACGCUACCGUUCCUGAAAUCCAACGCUCGAACCUGGCCCCUGUGAUCAUGCAGCUCAAGGCCCUGGGUAUUGACAAUAUAGUACGAUUCGAUUUCUUGACACCUCCUCCUGCGGACUUGGUGAUACGUGCCUUUGAGCUUCUAUACUCGCUUGGAGCAGUCGAUGACUAUGCGAAACUUACCAAUCCAUUGGGGAUGCGAAUGGCCGAACUCGCCUUAGAUCCCAUGUUGGCAAAAGUCCUUCUCAGCGCGCGAUCCUUCAACUGUUUGAGUGAGAUUCUUUCCAUCGCUGCUAUGAUCAGUCUCCAAGGUUCUGUGUGGGUGCAGCAUGAAGGCGAUAAGAAGUCGGCGGAGAGCAGCCGCAGAAAGUUUGCCGUUGAAGAAGGGGAUCACUUGACCUACCUCAAUGUGUACCAGGCGUUUGUCACGAAAGGAAAGAAAGACCCCAAAUGGUGUCGGGAUAAUCUCUUAAACUAUCGGUCGAUGCAACGGGCUGUUAGCAUUAGAGCUCAAUUAAAACGCUACCUUGAGCGCCUUGGGUUUCAAGUGGAUGAGACUCUCUCUGGUCGCCACGGAACGGCUGAUCUAGCCAGACCGGCCGAACAAAUUCAAAGAUGUCUGACAACUGGCUACUUCGCACAUGCUGCAAAAAUGCAGCCAGAUGGGACUUUCAAGACGGUCAGCGGAGGGCUUACUCUACAUGCGCAUCCAACUUCCUUAAUGUUUAACCGCAAAGCAGAUUGGGUCAUCUUCCAUGAGAUAUUGCAAACCGGUGAGAAAACAUACAUUCGUGACAUCACCAAGAUCGAGAAGAGCUACCUGCUCGAGUAUGCGCCGGAUUUUUACAAAGUCCAGUGA